Xyrauchen texanus (razorback sucker) is the source of this 1511-nucleotide messenger RNA. RefSeq names its product purine nucleoside phosphorylase-like. Gene Ontology annotation, biological process: nucleoside metabolic process. Gene Ontology annotation, cellular component: cytoplasm. The transcript is spliced from 6 exons. Gene Ontology annotation, molecular function: purine-nucleoside phosphorylase activity. Lineage: Eukaryota; Metazoa; Chordata; Actinopteri; Cypriniformes; Catostomidae. The record is from RefSeq and is a predicted model, not a curated record. The coding region runs from base 68 to 943 and encodes 291 amino acids.
CAGGAUCACACUGAUAGACUUCCAUGUCAAACUUUAUUCGAGACAAUCACACAAUUUCAACCAAACCAUGCAUAGUAAAGAUCAAAUCUGCCAUGAGGACUACCAGAGAACAGCAGACUGGCUUCUGUCCCAGACACAACACAGACCUGAAGUAGCCAUCAUCUGCGGCUCUGGGCUGGGCAUGCUGGCUGACACAAUCAAGUGCCAAGACUCUUUCAAAUACUCUGAAAUCCCCGGCUUUCCACAAAGCACAGUGAAGGGUCAUGCUGGAAGGCUGGUUUUCGGUGAGCUUAAAGGGAAGACUUGUGUUUGUAUGCAGGGCCGAUUCCACAUGUAUGAAGGACAUUCGCUCUGCAAGGUCACUUUUCCAAUAAGAGUGUUCAAGCUUCUUGGUGUCGACACCUUGAUUGUCACUAAUGCAGCUGGAUCUUUAGCAGAAAGUUAUAGCUGUGGUGAUAUUAUGAUCAUCCGAGACCAUAUUAACUUUCCUGGACUCUCUGGACUGAAUCCACUCAACGGCCCUAAUGAUGAUAAGUUUGGUCCUCGAUUUCCUCCUAUGUCUGGGGUCUAUGACAAAACCCUGCGGAAGAUGGCGUUUGACAUAUGUAAGAGCAUGGGCGUCUCCCAAUAUGUCAGAGAGGGCGUGUACUGCAUGGUGGGAGGGCCUAACUUUGAGAGCAUAGCUGAAGCCCGCCUUUUGCACAGACUGGGAGUGGAUGCAGUUGGUAUGAGUACUGCACCAGAAGUGCUGGUUGCCAGUCACUGUGGCAUGAGAGUCUUUGGUCUGUCUCUCAUUACUAAUAAAGUAGUGAAAAGCUAUGAGGACAAUGAGACUGUCAACCAUGAAGCUGUGCUGGAGGUGAGCAAAAUGCGCUCAGAGAUGCUGCAGGCACUCGUCACAGAGCUCGUCAGUCACAUGGACAUCAACAACAACACUGCGUGAUGACAUCAGCACUGUAACUGUCAAUCAAAACCUCAUUCAGACAAAUCUGCAGCUGCCAUGAUUUCUUUAUCAAUUGGUCAUUCUUGUACAUGUAACUAUAGAACAUCUAUGUCAGUAAGACAUUUUCUUUGAAAUUUUUUCAGUAACUUAUUACUGAUUAUGAUACUGUUUUGUUUGUUGUGAUCUUGGAAAUGAUUCUGUUCAAUGGUGCCAUAGUAACAAAUGCUAAAACACUGGGCCAAAAAUUUACUAUUCAAUAUACUGCUUUAUUCAGUAAGAAUGUAUCUUUUUGUACAGUACAGGUUUUAUGCAUGUAAAUGUAUAUUCAUAAUAAGAGCCUGAUGUGGGAUAUUAUGCUUUAAAAUGUUUUUAAUUUUUCAUUCAUCGUUCAAAUUAAUAUAAUUCUUUGUGUUAAUAUUUUGAUGACAAAGUAUGAUAUUUAUAUAAUUCCUUUAUGCUAUUUAUGAUACUGUCUUAUAUGUUUCAGUUUGCAGUGUACAAAGCCACUGAAUCAAGAACUUUUUGUAUAACCUGCUCACUUCUACAAGAUCAACACAUAAUCUGAACU